GUCAACAAAGUGACCAUGGUAUAUAAGGGUGCUCUAAAAUAUCAUGUAAAAAGUAAACAACAUUUUUGUAGAUUGUUCCAAUCGAUUAAAUUGUUGUGUUAAAAAAUAUAUUCAAUUUAGAGAGAGAGAGAGAGAGAGAGAGAGAGAGAGAGAGAGAGAGAGAGAGAGAGAGAGAGGAGGGGAGAUAGGAAAGGAGAGGGAGAACACCCUUUACAUUGCGUGUCUAACUAAAUAUAUUUGCGUAAAAUCGAUUGGAACUUUUUUCCAGUCUGGUGAGUGUAUGAAAGUAAAGAAAAUUGUUGCGAAGGGUCGUAAGACCUUUUCCGCCGAGAAGUCCAUCGAAGAGAUUCACUAAUCGUCUUCUGGUUGUGAGUAACGCGUCUUGAAAAGAUUACCCCCUCCAUUCUUGAACGUAUAGUAGGAAAAAGGGUGAGGGUUCUCAACCGAUCUCGAUGCAAUUCUAUUCGGACGGCAAGGAUCGGUAUAGUGGAAUCGGUGAAUGUACCUAACAUCUUCUGACUCUCUCUCUCUCUCUCUCUCUCUCUCUCUCUCUCUCUAUCUAUCUAUCUAUCUAUGUAUCUAUCUCUCUCUUUCUCUCAUUCUCUUCUCUUUUCUUCUCUCGGAGGGUCGUGUCCGUUUUCUUCUUCAGUGCGUGCAUUACGCGAAUACCGUCGGGUACUCGUUUCUUGUGGCGCCUACGUGGCACGCGCUUACGAGUACCAAGAAUAUUAUACUAUUAUGUCGAAAAGACAUAGUAGAAACUUUGUAAAGAUCUUUAGAGUAAUAAAGAGAAAGAGAGGUUUAUAUACCGAAGAAAACGAAUAUAAGGAAAAGCAUAGUGAAUGAGAAAAAAAGUUAGAAAGGGUGGGGAGAGACAGAGAAGAAGAAAAAGAAGAGAAGGAGGAGGAGGAAGAGAAGAAAGAAGAAGAAGAAGGGAGUCAAGUCAGUAUCCAUUUAGGGCGAAUCAAGAAAUUCACUUUACGUUAAAAAGCUUCCUUAGUUGCAAGUGCAAGACAUUUACUAUAACUUAAGAAAUGAUGUUUCCUCGGUUAUUUUCACGAUCAUUACGAUAAAUUUUUACAAAUUUUACGCGUUUGUUUGAUAAUCCUAUUUGAUUAGGUAUAUACGUUUACGUAGGAAAAAUUUUUAACAGGAUAUAUUUAUCGCCUUUCUAAUGAUCGAUUAUCAAAUAUAAUGAUGCAUAGAAUCUUGUUAGAUCGUCAAUAAUAAUUGUAACAUAAGUUAAAUGAUUUUUGAAAGUGUCGCGUAUUAAAGUGACUGAUUUAUAGCAUUGACGUCGUUUACACCGUACAAUUUAUUCGAUCAUUUUAUUCUAACUCAAUUUAAAUUUUAAAUACGUCGUGACUCUCGAUUACAAUGGAUCUACGCGUUAUGAAUAUUAGAAGAAAGACUUAUAGAUACGUAUUCGAUAAAGAAAUCGAAACAGAAAAAAACAAAUUUUGCUCGUUCAUUCCUAAUUUAGAAAUAAUUUGAGGUUAGACAAUUAUAGUGAAGCACGCACGAGUUGAGAGGAUUUUGACCUUCUCUAUAACCAGAUAUACAGACAGACUUCCCUUCGCUUGAUUUCUCUCUCUCUCUCUCUCUCUUUCUCUUCCUCUAUUUGUGAACUUUCGAAAGGCUUGGCUCGAAGAGAAAAGUGGAGGUGGUAAAGAAAGAAAGAAAGAAAGAAAGAAAGAAGGAAAGAAAGAAAGAAAGAAAAAAAUAAAGAAUAAAGAAUAAAGAAUAAAGAAGAAGAAGAAGAAGAAGAAGAAGAACGUCGAUGCAUGGUAUACGUAGGAGCGAGGGUAAGCUUCUCAGAUGGCGCUGCGAUCGUCGAACUCGAUCGGUUCACGAACUUUUGAAAGGGCCGCCGCUCCUUAGGAACCAGUUGCUGCAGGUCGUCUUGAAAUACGGACGUGAAAUCUCGUCACUCUGUGAAAAUACGAGGAGGAGGAGAUGAGGAGACCAAAGAGGAAUACAACAUCUCGAUGUACGACGUUCUUCUGUGACCCGAAUGUGUCGUGACACCGUACCGAAGAGUGUUCGGAAAGGAGGAGGAGGUGGUGGUGGUGGAGGUGGACGAGGAAGAAGAAGAGGAAGAGGAGGAGGAGGAGGAGGAGGAGGAGGAGGAGGUAAACGCCUGUGAACGAAUUACAAACGAGUUUCGAGAGACAAAGAGUAUUAAAGACGUGUAAAUUUUAGAAAAAUGGCGUCGGAGGAUUGUGAUUUGAUCGAUCUUGGAAAUGACGUAUGUGUGCCAAGAGUUUCAUUGACCGAUCCAACGCCAGAGGAACAGGAACAUCUACUGGAUGUCUGUCCACCAAAGUUGGAACAGAAGCUGUCCCUGACCGUGAAACAGGAACAAGUUCAGAACGAUAGUGACAACGGUGAUGUCUUGGUGACCUUGGGGCAUGAUCAGGUUGUACCAAUCCGGAAACGAAUCGACGUUGUCUCGUCGGAUACUAUAAAGAGGAUACGUGACAUCACGAGGAACCUCGAACCGGUUAUUAGACGAACUUGUUCAGGGAUCAUUCAGGAUCAUCGGGACAUUGUUGAUCAUGCUAGUUCAGAAAUAAUUAGUUCUUCGGAGGAAGAGACAUUCGAGGCGCAGGAGAUCAACAGUGCUUUUGAUUUUCUUGCUGAACACGAGGACAACGAGGAUCACAGUGAAAGUAAUCAGGAUGAUGUUGCUGGCUCGAAUAGAUCGAUAUCAUCGUCUGCUAUACCACUGAUCGAGAAAAAUGAAUCGUCUUCUUUAGAAAAUCGUCGUAGAAGAAAUAGCGAUAGUUACGAGGACAUAGAACUUGAUAAUCCAGCAUUCGAAUCCUCACUUUAUGAAGUAUCAUCUUCAUCUCGUACGGUAGCUAACUCCUGCUUCGUUGAUUUUGAUCUUGAACUACGAGAUAAAUGUAAGAGACGUGUCCAAGACGAGAGUGUGUUCCUACGUGAUACGAAGAGAAGAUCCUUUCAGAGCGUAGUUCAUCGUAAAUCUUGGGCAGAAGGGACAAAGGGUCAUGGAUCCAAGGACUCUUGCAGAGUCAAUAGAUCUGUUAGCUUGGAAGAGUCUGGUCAGUCUUGUGAACCUGUUGGCUUCUUCACCGGGAAUACACCGGAUGAAGAAUCAACGAUCAGAUCGGAGGAGGCUUGCUCGGAGUGUUCGGAAGUCGAUUGGUCGUGGUUAGAGGAAGUGGAAAGCCUGCGGGCGUCGGAGACGUCCGGCCACGGCGCGGGUUCAGCGGCCAAUGAGCACUUCGAGUUGGUGGGGAGGAACGCGUCCCCGGUGAACGAGAAGACAGAGCGCAGGCGCGACACCGAGGAUCGGCUCGAGGAAGCGAGUCGCAGUGCCGCGAUGUCCGUCACCGCGUCGACGGGAAAGUCCUUAGUAGAUACUCUUUCUCGAUCGGACAACGUUGAUCACCAAAAUAACAAUAAUAACAAUAAUAAUAAUAAUAAUAAUAAUAACAGUAGUAACAACGGUAUAUACGUUGGAAGUGCGAAUAACGAUGAUGUCGAAACGGAAUUGCGUUUCGAUUCGAGCAACGAACUCGAAUCAAAUAAUAAUAACGGCGGUAACAAUCGCGUUACAAAUUCUUGGGUACGCGCCUCCAUGAGGCGGCUACGUCAUUUGCGAUUACCAGAGGGAACACUCGAGCAUAGACAGCGGAACGUUGAACCGACCAAUCGAAGAACGGCUAUCGUUUCGGCGCCAAAUUCGUUGCCAGACAUCGCACUGAUAGCACCUGACAUUUUGGCUGCUCAAACGAAUGGCACUUCGGGUCAUCAUUUAAGGCCAUCCAGUGCGCCAGCUGUUCGGAACAACGCGAGUAACGUUGCUAUUUCUAAUACGAAUUCUACCAACGGUAGUGGUAUUGUUGUUGUUGUUGGUGGUGGUGGUGGUGGUGGUGCUGUUGCUGGUGGUGGUGGUGGCAGUGGGAACGUCGCGACGUCGCGACGACCAGGACGACAACACGGCGGCGCCGUAACUAAUACUACCACCUCGCACUCUCCUACCAGCGUCGCGGCGCCUUCAACGAGAUCCAGGUGUGCCUCGAACGCCGUUAGAGACACUACUUCUUCGGGACAGAGCAGUGUUGCAUCUACUACAACCGGAAGCGACGCAACCGGCUCCUCAGGAACCACGACCUGCUCCAGCUCUUCCAACGGUUCACCAGCCAGCACGGCGACCAGCCCGCAACGCGCUGCCUCCAGGAGGACAUGCGAAAGACAGAGGGGCGUUGACAGAGAUGCUGACAGGGGUGAAGAUGACGACGAAGAUGAGAAUCCUUUGGGCAGGUGGCCACACGCUCUUAGUCCAGCCUUGGCUUGUCUUGGUUGUACACUUGGCCUAUUCAACAUCAGUAGAUUCGCUAUUCUUAGUAUACAAUUCGGAGCCAACUUUAUAGUACAGUUUCUGAUAUUAUCCCUAGUACUUGGAAUACCAUUAUUAACGCUUCAAGUAUGUCUCGGUCAAAGAUUAGCGACUGGGUCCGUCGAUAUGUGGAAAAUCUCACCUCUAUUUCAAGGAGUUGGAAUAGCUUUGCUAACAGCACAAGCGUUCAUUGGAAUUUACAGUAUAGUGGGUGUAUCUUGGAUGUUCGUAUACUUCAGGGAUUCGUUUAUCACGAAGCAAGAUAGGUAUCGAUGGGCAGAACCGUUUCUCUUGUAUCGAGAAGACAGUAGACCUACGCACAAUAGUAGUACUACCUAUAAAUUAUACGAGACGGUUCCGGAUUACUUCAGUGGUGCUGUUUUACAAAGGCAUCAUUUGAACGAACCUGAUCCUGGCAUUGUUACGUUGAAAUUUCAAGUGGCAUUUAAUUUGGCAGUCGUUUGGAUGAUCGUAUUUGUAUCGUUAAGUAAAGGUUUGAGAUCUUAUGGAAAGGUGGUAUAUGUUUUUACAUUAGUACCUGUGUUUGGUACGUUAAUACUCUGUACUAAAUUACUUGGGCUGACACCACCUGGUUCCAUUCAUCAGCUGUUUCCUGCCACUGUUUGGAAUGAAUUUUUCAUUAACGGUAAAUCAUGGGUGGCUGCCUCCACUGAGGUUUUCCUUACGUGGGGUUUACUUGGGGCAGCUGCUAUGCAGAUAGCAGCGCAUAACAAGCAUAAACAUCUUUUACAAAGAGACACCAGUCUUGUCGUGGUGUUGACUUUUGUUGUUUUACUUCUCGCUGCCUUUUUAGCGAAUACCUGUGUACAAAUUCUCCGACAUCAUGGAUAUAUUUACACAACUAGUUCGUUCGAGAGAAUAUCAGGAUAUACGUUUAUGCGACUCGUUAAUCAACCAGCGCCAUCGUGGUACACUAGCACACCGGAAAGAUUUAUGUCUCAUGCAUCUUUUUUGGUUGGUCAACGAGUUACUCGACCAGGUGCUGAUAUUUCAACCGAAUCCGGAUAUCAAGUAUUGAGAUUAUCCACUGAAUUAGUACCUGCCACUCUAGCGUUGCUAGGGACUGAGCAAGUCUCACCAUUCUGGGCUAUAUUGUUUUACUUUAUUCUCAUUUUAUUUGGAAUAGCUCAACAGCUUGCGAUAUGGCACUGUGUGAUAACCGGUAUAAUGGCUAUCAACACGAAGAUGAUGAAAUUAUGGGAGACUACUAUCACGUUUUUUAGCUGCGCCUGUGCUUACAUAUUGGGUUUACCAAUGGCAACAGAGUUGGGCAUUUACGUUGUGUAUUAUCUGGACUAUACGGUCGGUGGGGCAUGGUGGAUAAUGGUUCUGUACUUGGUACAAGUCGGUGCUGUGUUCGCGGUAAGAGGACGACCGCACAGUGGCGAAGCCGUAGUUGCAGAAUUAUUUCCACCUACGGGACGAUGUCUCAGACAUUGGGCUGGUCCACUUCUAUCUUUCACAUGGAACGUCAUUCUACCUGUGACUUUAAUGGUACUCAGUAUUACCGUGUUCAAAAACAACGGAUUCCGAGAGCUCUAUUCGUAUCGUCGAACGAGCAGAGAUUAUUGGGCUGUGUGGGCGAGGCAAUUGGGUGCGGCAAUUCAAUUGAUUCCAAUAUUAACGAUCCCAGCUGUGGCAAUAAUCCAAACUUGUCGAUAUCUCAAUAAUGGUCCGCCUGAUAUAUUCGACAACGAACAAGUGGAAGUUAGCGUAAGUCACUGCGAUCAGUGCAAUGGCAGAAUUCAGCUACUUUAUCGUCCGGCUCUUGAAACCGACGACCCCGCGGAUACUCAUACGCAAAUUGGUAAUGAUACCAGUACCAGUAUUCAUGGAAAUGGUAUUUUACCGACUACGACCGAUGUACCUUUCGAAGAUCCACCACCAAAAUAUACUCCACCACCUAGUUACACGACGGCAACUGGUGCGAGAAUAGCAAAGAUGUUACGUCAAAGUUUUCGACGAAGCGUCAGACGUAUCGCUAAUGUUCUUGGAGAAACUAGUGCACCUAGGCAAAGGCCAGCAUUGCAACCACCACCUCCGGAUUAUGCUACCGUCCUGGUCGAAAUGAAUCAGAAUAAUCAUGGUCGAGACGUUUCGAUACACAUGAACAACGAGUCUAGACCAGACGUGGUAGUAACAAACGUUAGAAGUGGUCGCAAUGGAAGAUCAGCGACUGUAGUUGGUAUUGGUGAAAGACACAGGCCAAAUACCAUCGAUAGGAUGACUAGGAUCGAUUCGUUAGAUGGUAAUAGAAGAAUCACCGUGGAACGUACUCAUUCUACUUUGGAGAGAGGAACUCGUAGUAGAGGAUGUAACGUCAGCAAUAGCAAUUCUUUAUCCUCUGCUAGCAUGAAUCUCACGGCAGCCGAUGUGGCAAAUCUUUUGCGAAGUAGUAUCAGAAGGGGGACAGCUCGAACGCAACAGUCCCUACGUAGAAGCUUCUGUCAAGAUGAACCGACCGCGGCGGUGUCCGUUCAGAAUCUAGUCGAGGCCGCUGCGCCGAUCGGUCAAGACUCCUUGGUCCUUCCGAAGGACGUCUCUCUAGUCCCCAACGAACACAUCGACGAUGAUCGCGAAGACAAGAAGACUGCGGACGAAAUGGAAAAUUCCAUUUCUGUGAUAUAGACUUCGGCCCUCCCUCCCUCCCCUCCCCCCCUCUUUACCUACCUAUACCCCUCCUCCUUCAUUCGUUCGAGCUUUAUUUGCUAUAUGGCAAUAUCCUCCUCUCCUCCUUUAUCAUUCUCAUAACAAAUCAUCUUUGCCUUUGGACGACUUUCUUUCUGAAGGAUUCUUCUCUCCGGUUCUAAAUCUGGACCGCUUACAUGUAAAUUAAUUCACGCUCGCUGCAUCUUUCUCCUUUAGGAGAUUAUAAUUCAUUCGUGUUCUCUUCGUAGUAUUUAUUUCUUUUUCUUUUCAAACGCGUUUAUUGUGUCCCGUCGCAUUUUGAAAUAAUUUACGAAUCAACGUACGAAUCAUUCUUAUUCCGCUCUCAGUUAUAUGUUGGACGAUCGUUAGAAAGAAAAGAAAAAAAAACAAAACAAAAAAGGAUCUAAUAGUUUUUUUUAUGUUCAAUUAGCUCAUGAAAUAUAAAUGUGUGUUCAAAAAAAGAUUAUUAAUUUAGCGAAUUACUGCCUAAGCUCCUUGGACGUAAAGAUUAUUAUUCUAGUCUUUAUUUCUAUGAGCAAAAAGAAAAAAAGAAAGAAAAAAAAAAAAAAAAAAAAAAAGGGAAAGUCAAGUUUCUCUGGGCCUUUAGAAUAUUCGCAUUCGUUUGUGCAAAGAUACAGUUGAACUUAGAUAUUAUUUUUCACGUGAUUACAACUUAGUUGGGAUCAUGCUGUUUUCUUGCUAAUUGGCAUUUUAGAUGAGCUCGUACAAACGAUAUCUUCUUGUAAUAUAAUAAUUUACUUUAUCUCUUCUUCUUUUCUUUUUUUUUUUUUUUUUUUUUUUUUUUUUUUGGAGACAUUCGUUACUGUAAAUAUAUAUAGCAUUUUAUGACUUAAUUUAGGAUGCGGGCCAAUCAACUACUUAUUAAAUAUAUCUUUUAGAGCCUGUUAUAUAUAUAAAUAUAAAUAUAUAUAUAUAUAUAUAAAUAUAUAUAUAUAUUUGAGUCUACGAGUGUAUAGUCCGUCCAACUCAAUAUGUAUAAUAUAUUUCCUUUGAAAACUCUCCAUCAAUUACAAUUGAACCGAUUUAAUAGAUUCAUAUCGUAAUUAAAUUAAUAUACACUCGUACAAGAGAGACCUUCGUUUCAAGUCAAGACUUUCUCAUAGGAAAAGAACAGAAGCGCGUAGAAUUUGCAUCGCUAAGUACAUAACUCCUUUAUAGUGGUGUAAUAUCAUAAAUAAUCUAUCAGCUUUUCAUAAAAUAAAUGUAACUGCUAUACCUGACAUAAUGGACCAUAAUAAAGUUUUUAUGUUCUUUUAUAAUUUUUCUAGUUGUGUGUGUUGUUGCUCUUCCUAAUAAAUAAAUAAAUAUAUAUUGGAUAUAUUGGAUGUUUCAAAAUAAAAAUUUUACAAUCAGUA
Vespa velutina is the source of this 8415-nucleotide messenger RNA. It is a transcript of the gene bdg, whose product is annotated as sodium-dependent transporter bedraggled. Gene Ontology annotation, biological process: sodium ion transmembrane transport. The coding region runs from base 2207 to 7018 and encodes 1603 amino acids. NCBI's taxonomy places the organism in Eukaryota, Metazoa, Arthropoda, Insecta, Hymenoptera, Vespidae. The record is from RefSeq and is a predicted model, not a curated record. The transcript is spliced from 16 exons. Gene Ontology annotation, cellular component: membrane.